Coturnix japonica (Japanese quail) is the source of this 2791-nucleotide messenger RNA. It is a transcript of the gene STAT4, whose product is annotated as signal transducer and activator of transcription 4. The record is from RefSeq and is a predicted model, not a curated record. Gene Ontology annotation, molecular function: DNA-binding transcription factor activity; DNA binding. Gene Ontology annotation, biological process: regulation of DNA-templated transcription; signal transduction. Lineage: Eukaryota; Metazoa; Chordata; Aves; Galliformes; Phasianidae.
CCCCGAGCCCUUCCACUAGUGUGGGUCACAAAAGGCAGCGGGCAGGGUCCACAUGUAGGGUUCACUGUGCCUGCCUGGAAAGGGGGUGAAGCCUGGCUCCCUGAGAGCCCUUUGCAAAGGCCAGGGUGCCACAUUACGAACUGAAGAACUGACUGAUGUUUUGGGGUGUUUUUUGAUAAACAUCUUCCUUCUGGCCAUUUCCGAACCAAGAGCCAACAUUUCACCUUUCUCUGCUGUCUGCUCCAGAAACGCCUCGUAGUAGAGCAAUAAGGCAACCACAGAGGGCUGCACCUCUCGUGAUGUUUUUAAACUGUGACACGGCCCCAUUCCACUCCCCGGGGCGGUGAGGGCACAGCUGACGCACAGGAAAAGCUGCCGGGACAGAGCUGGGGCAGCAUAAAACGUAGGGCAAGAGGCAGCCGCACCUGGGGACACCGCCAGCAGCUCAGGGACCGCUCAUACAGCAUGUCCCAGUGGAGUCAAGUUCAACAACUGGAAAUAAAGUUUUUGGAGCAGGUCGACCAGUUCUAUGAUGAUAACUUCCCCAUGGAAAUCCGGCAUCUGCUGGCACAAUGGAUAGAAAGCCAAGAUUGGGAGGCUGCAUCCAACAAUGAAGCAAUGGCAACCAUCCUUUUACAGAACCUGCUAAUCCAGGUGGAUGACCAGCUAGACAAGGUUUCACAAGAGAAGAACCUUCUCUUGAUUCACAACCUGAAAAGAACCAGAAAGCUGCUUCAGGGGAAAUACCAGGGUAAUCCCAUGCACAUAGCAGUCAUCAUCUCAAACUGCUUAAGAGAAGAAAGAAGAAUACUGGCUGCAGCCAGCAUGCCCGUGCAGGGUCCACUGGAGAAGUCUUUACAGAACUCUGUUGUUUCAGAGAGACAAAGAAACGUGGAACACAAAGUGUCAGCCAUUAAGACCAGCGCCCAGAUGACUGACCAAGACGUCAAAUACUUGGAAGACUUGCAAGAGGAAUUUGACUUCAGGUAUAAAACAAUACAAAGUUUAGAGCAGAACGACAAAAACAGCGCCCUCAUUAAACAGGAAAUGUUGGCGUUGCAGGCGAUGCUCAAUACAUUAGACUACAAGAGAAAGGAAGUACUAAGUAAAAUAGGCCGUGUCAUCCACGAAAUUGAUAUGCUCAUGAGCAACAUGCUGACCGAGGAGCUGCUGGACUGGAAGAGACGGCAGCAGAUUGCCUGCAUCGGGGGUCCCCUCCACGGGGGGCUCGAUCAGCUCCAGAACUGUUUUACGCUGUUGGCAGAGAGUCUUUUUCAAGUUAGAAGGCAACUGGAAAAACUGGAUGAGCUGUUGACCAGACUGACAUACGAUGGGGAUCCCAUCCCAGUGCAAAGACCUCAGUUGCUGGAAAAAGUCAAUUUCCUGCUCUACAACCUCUUCCGCAAUUCGUUUGUGGUCGAAAGGCAGCCCUGUAUGCCAACACACCCCCAGAGGCCAAUGGUUCUUAAAACGUUAAUACAGUUCACCGUAAAAUUAAGGUUGCUAAUUAAAUUGCCAGAGCUCAACUACCAGAUCAGAGUGAAAGCAACUAUUGACAAGAACGUUUCAACAGUGAGCAAUCGCAGAUUCGUUCUGUGCGGAACACACGUGAAAGCCAUGAACAUGGAUGAGUCAGCAAAUGGGAGCCUGUCAGUAGAAUUCCGACAUUUGCAGCCGAAAGAAAUGAAAUCAAGUGCUGGAAGCAAAGGAAAUGAGGGCCCUCAUAUGGUGACUGAAGAGCUGCACUCCAUCAGCUUCGAAACACAGGUCUGCCUGUACGGCCUGACUAUCAAUCUGGAAACAAGUUCUUUGCCUGUGGUGAUGAUUUCCAAUGUCAGCCAGUUACCCAACGCAUGGGCUUCUAUCAUUUGGUACAACCUAUCAACCAACGAUCCUCAGAACUUGUCUUUCUUCAACAAUCCCCCUGCUGCCACUCUAAGUCAACUCUUAGAAGUAUUAAGCUGGCAGUUUUCAUCCUAUGUUGGCCGUGGACUCAACUCUGAGCAACUCAACAUGCUGGCAGAGAAACUUAUGGGGCAACAGGUCAGUUACAGUGACUACCAGCUCUCCUGGGCAAAGUUCUGCAAGGAACAUUUACCUGGAAAGUCUUUUACCUUUUGGGUUUGGCUUGAAGCUAUUCUGGACUUAAUUAAAAAACACAUUCUUCCUCUUUGGAUUGAUGGGUACGUAAUGGGAUUUGUAAGCAAAGAGAAGGAACGAAUUUUGCUCAAAGACAAGACACCGGGAACAUUUUUAUUAAGGUUUAGUGAAAGCAACCUGGGUGGAAUUACUUUUACUUGGGUGGAUCAGUUAGAAAACGGAGAAGUAACAUUCCAUUCGGUGGAACCCUACAACAAAGGCCGCUUAGCCGCACUGCCCUUUGCCGACAUACUGCGAGAUUACAAAGUUAUCAUGGCAGACAACGUGCCUGAAAACCCUUUGAAGUACCUGUACCCAGACAUCCCCAAAGACAAGGCCUUUGGCAAACACUACAGCUGUCAGCCGAAUGAAGUCUCAAAACCCUCAGACGGAGGAGUCAAAGGUUACGUUCCUUCUGUAUUUAUCCCAGUCUCCAAAAUCUUAAAUGAUUCUACAGAGCCACAUUCCCCAUCAGACCUUCUUCCAAUGUCUCCAAGUGUUUACGCUGUGCUGAGAGAACAUCUGAGUCCCACAGCCAUCGAAACCGCCCUGAGUUCUCCAUAUUCAACUGACUGAAGUUCACAGACUGGAAAAAUAAACAACUGCGUGGAUGCUCCGUGGGUUACAAGCAUAAUAAAUAUCUUUUCUGCCA